This is a messenger RNA of Aspergillus aculeatinus CBS 121060, 699 nucleotides long. RefSeq lists its product as uncharacterized. The record is from RefSeq and is a predicted model, not a curated record. The annotation marks the transcript as partial. NCBI's taxonomy places the organism in Eukaryota, Fungi, Ascomycota, Eurotiomycetes, Eurotiales, Aspergillaceae. The transcript has 2 exons.
UUAUUGCCUAGAGGGCAUCGCGAGCGCCUUCGGUCACCUAUGGCCGAGCUACUCAGCGAGGAAGGGUACCGGACCCUUCGACCCGGCGCGUCGAAAUUCGCCCUGCUGCCCGAACAAGUCCAGGAGUGGCCAGACUUUGCGAAAGAGAUCAAAGCCCUUGUCGCGCCCUACUGCGGCAAGUUCGAGCCCUUCGUCCCUGUGGUUCCCCGAGAGGUCUUUGCAGUGGCGAAUGAGUUGGGGUUGCAGGGCCGCCUCGUCCAGAAUGCCCUGCACCCGGUCGGCGAAGUGGCCGACCUACUUAAGCUUGGGGUUCGCUUUGGGGACGCCCAGUCCGGUGUCAAUCGGCUCCUCCUGGAAGUCAAGAAACAGGAGAAACGCGAAGUCAAAGCAGAUCUGAAGCGGAAGAUAGGAGACCAGCAGGCCGGGGGAAAGCUCGUUCCCGACGUGGUGAUGGCAGACACCAAGACCCAUGCCAUCCGGGGCGUGGGUGAGGUCAAGACACUGUGGAAAUUCGAGCCCCGGAAGAAGCAAAGCUGGGAACAGUUUCUAGCCGAGAAACUCGGCCAACCCGCCAGGUACAUGGACGACCACUGCGUGCGGUAUGGAUUCCUCACCAUCUACGACAGGACAUGGUUUGUGAAGCGGGUCAACGACAACGAGUUCGCCAUCUCGCCCCCCAUUCAGGAGACCCGUGGGUGA